Molecule: messenger RNA, 563 nt
Organism: Arabidopsis lyrata subsp. lyrata
Lineage: Eukaryota; Viridiplantae; Streptophyta; Magnoliopsida; Brassicales; Brassicaceae
Product: protein NIM1-INTERACTING 1
Exons: 1
Coding region: 77-511 (144 amino acids)
Biological process (GO): regulation of systemic acquired resistance
Source: RefSeq, a predicted model, not a curated record
UAAACAUUUCUCCUCGAAACCCUAAAGUACCAAAGAAAAGAAACAAAAGCAAAUCUUUCUUCUUCAUCCCCAUCGUAUGGCGAUAAUGAACCAAGAAGAAGAAAAUACAGAGAAGAAGAGGAUCAACGAGAUCGAUGAAGACGAAGAAGAAGAGUUGGAGAAUAAGAAGAUGGAGAUGUUCUUCAAUCUCAUCAAAAACUAUCAGGAUGCUAAGAAACGAAGACGACGAGACUUAACUCAAGAUUCCGGCGACACUGCUUCCGUUCCAACCAAGAGAUCCGACUACGGCAUUGUUCCUGUAUUCCGUGCUGAAGAUUUUUCUCACUGUAUGGACUUAAACUUAAAGCCAUCGAAUUCGGUUAUCCCCACCAAGAACCAACAAGAAGAGAAGCAAGAAGAAGAAGAAGAAGAAGAUGAUGAUGAUGAAGGGGAAGAAGAUGAUGAUGAAGAAGAAGAAGUAGAGAAGGUCACAAUAAAAGAUAAUGGUUUAGAUCUUAAUCUUGCAUUGUAAUAGUACACUCUGUUUCUUUUUUGUUCUGUUUCGUGAAUAAGAAGAAAACUUU